AUGACGGCACCAACCUUAGAAGAUUACUGGUACGAGGCGGAAACGCAGGAAAUCUGCGGCGUAAAAGUCCCGUCAAUUUUAAACGAUUUCAUCGAAAAUCAACCAUCGAUAGUAGAGCGCUUCUACACGAAGCUGUAUUCCGUACCGCCGAACAAGACAGACGAACCGCAGCAGAUACUGUUCCACUCCAACCGCAUCUGUCUGGUGGGAUUAGCAAAGGAGCAUGUCGCAUUUGAGAAGGGAAUUCGGAGCAUUAGCUUCGAGGUGGGCAAGUUCGACCGCAGCGAGAACAAGGUGUCGGGACGGAAGAAAAGCGGUGGAAUGAUCUUGCAGGCCGAUUCAACGCUCGCCCUGGUGACCUGCGUGGACGGCAGCGUGUAUAAGGUAAGAUCGUGCGUGCAGGGGAAGCUGGUGGAGGUAAAUGAGCGUAUCGUCAGCCGGCCGGAUCUGAUGCGCACCAGCGGGGAAGGCUACGUGGCCAUAGUGAUGCCCAAGAUUGAGCAUUGUGACGUGCUGAAGGAAAAGUUGUUGAGCGAGGAAGCGUACCGCGAGAUGUGCGAAAAGAAAUAAAGCUUGUUGUUAAGAGUAAA
Molecule: messenger RNA, 590 nt
Organism: Anopheles coluzzii
Lineage: Eukaryota; Metazoa; Arthropoda; Insecta; Diptera; Culicidae
Product: protein Abitram
Exons: 1
Coding region: 1-570 (189 amino acids)
Biological process (GO): regulation of filopodium assembly; regulation of actin filament polymerization; dendrite morphogenesis
Cellular component (GO): dendrite; nucleus; lamellipodium
Molecular function (GO): actin filament binding; actin monomer binding
Source: RefSeq, a predicted model, not a curated record